Molecule: messenger RNA, 483 nt
Organism: Stegostoma tigrinum
Lineage: Eukaryota; Metazoa; Chordata; Chondrichthyes; Orectolobiformes; Stegostomatidae
Product: interleukin-6-like
Exons: 3
Coding region: 1-483 (160 amino acids)
Biological process (GO): immune response; T-helper 17 cell lineage commitment; positive regulation of cell population proliferation
Cellular component (GO): extracellular region
Molecular function (GO): interleukin-6 receptor binding; growth factor activity; cytokine activity
Source: RefSeq, a predicted model, not a curated record
AUGGGGCUAACAGCCGCCUGGAUGUCUCCAGUUGCUAUCACCUCGCUCCCCGAAUCUUCCGGAGACUCUGCAGACGUUUAUACAUCUGGAACUCCCCCCAGCGCUGGAAAUCUGAAUCUUGAACCUUUGGCUCUCUUCGUCCGGAGCGUUGCUGUGGAACUGCGCGACCGUCAGAAAAAAUGUUUGGUAAAGAUUGUCAAGGGCCUUGAUGAAUACAAGAAACAUUUAUUAUUUGUGAAUGAAUGGAUUCAAGGUGAAAUGCAGCAAGUGGAUUUAUUGCUGGUCAGCAUGAAAAAUCUGGCUGAUUUGCUCACUUUCCAGAACAAGGUUCAGGAAAAUAUUACUCACCAGCACAACGAGAUUUUUGCUCCAGACAAACUUCCUAAUAGUGUCUGGGAGAAGCAACUGAAAAUUCACGUGAUUCUUAGAAACUUUGCACUCUUCAUGGAAAAUACUGUUCGAGCCAUUCGAUUCAUGAAUUAA